Molecule: messenger RNA, 2019 nt
Organism: Cotesia glomerata
Lineage: Eukaryota; Metazoa; Arthropoda; Insecta; Hymenoptera; Braconidae
Product: protein 60A-like
Exons: 1
Coding region: 603-1787 (394 amino acids)
Biological process (GO): SMAD protein signal transduction
Cellular component (GO): extracellular region
Molecular function (GO): growth factor activity; cytokine activity
Source: RefSeq, a predicted model, not a curated record
AUACACAUUUAUAAUUUUUUUUGUCGGUAAAUUGAAACCGAUUGGAGCUUGAAAAAUGACGUCACGAACUGGCCCAUCAAUUACCCUGAAUAAACAUAGCGCCUCUAAAAUUAAGGCACAAUUAAACAGCACCUGAUGUCGUCCUUCCCUAAAAAAAAACAAUAAAUAAAUGGCUUAUCUUUAGCUACAGAUUGUCAGCCGCGUAAGCCUUAUGCUAUGCCAUCCCUCAAGAACAAAGAAUGCCAAAGCAUACCAUCUACCAUACUAAUACCAGAGCGUAUAUUAGUGGGCGAGUGUUUUACCUGAUGAACGUAACAGCUCGACUAAGGCUACCUAGGCUUUUCCACGAAUCCCGCAGGGCAAAUUGGGUAAAAACUUAGUUAUCAUUUUAGAAAAUUAGUUUUACUUCCAGACAGUCAGUCGCCCAGUCCUAGAAUUCUCCUUCUGCUGGUCGGAAUCCUCCACUCAGAAGGGAUAAAUAUUUUUUCUCGUUCAAACCUAUCAUUUAUCUUCAACAUCCAGACAUUCAGUCACCAGCUACCUCUCGGUGACAAUCGUGCUCUAAAUUUUAUUUUACUCAGAAUUAUCAAUAAAAAAAUACAAUGGCAAAAUUAACAGUAGUAUUAAAAAUUUUGACCAUUGUAUUUAUAAAUUACAACGGGUCUGCUAAGUUAACCAACCCUACAAAUCACCCUCUGCUGGAGCAACACUUGAUGAAUCUAAUUGGGCUUGAAUCAGUUCCACGAGAUUCGAAAAAAUAUCGAAUUGAAAAGCGAUCCGCUCCGAUUUACCUUAUGGACAUUUACAAAAAUACCGUGAAUCAAAUUCCAGGAUUCCUAUAUAACGACACUGCCGUCGAUUUAACGAGCUACGACUUUGCUAGGAUAAACCAGAGCGACGUAAUCGUAAGUUUCGUUGCUCAGCAAGCGAACAGACGAGGAGAAAAACCUGAACUCCUCAGAAGAAUGUGGUUCGACGUUUCCAAGAUCAACAAAAACCACCAACUGAUUUCUGCAGAACUUCGCCUGUUCCGUGACUGUUCCAGAGUUACUAAGAACAGCAACCGUCGUGCUUUUGUUGUCACAGUUUUCCGAGUAACCUUUGUCAACAAGAAACGCAAGUUUGUUCCAGUGAAUUCCGUAGUAGUGCGCGCGAAUUUCGACGGGUGGUUCUCGAUAAACGUCACGGAGUGUUUUCGCCUGUGGAUGGAGAACCCAGAAAGGAACUUUGGGAUGAAAGUGGUCGCUGAGCCGCUCAAAAGUUUCACCAGUGGAACAAGGAAAAAGCGCAAGGUGAAGCUGGAGAAAAUUGGAAUUAAGGGAUUCGAUGGUGAACCAGAAAGAUUCAGCUUUUUGGUGGGAUACUUCAGGGACUUGGGCAAUAACGAUCAGUCCUUGUUGAACCAGGCUGUCGAGAAACUUUACCAGGAAGGACAUCACGGAAUCACCAAGAGGGCGAUCAAGAGUAAACCUGGUCUUUGUAAAAUGACUAGCGUGUUUGUCGAUUUUCAUGAGAUAGGUUGGGAUAAAACAAUCCUUGCACCUCCCGGGUACGAGGCUUGGGACUGCGUUGGAAUGUGCAAAUAUCCCGUUGGCGACUUCAUGAAUGGGACUUUUCACACUGUAAUCAAGGAGCUGUACCAGAAUUAUAAUAAAAAUCGGUUUGACAAGUCCCAUUGUGUUCCCAUUGCGUACGAUUCCAUGAAAUUUCUAUUCUUUUCUGAUUCAAAUACUGUGGUUAUCAAGAAUAACAACGACGCAAUUACUACGGCUUGUGGGUGUCGUUAAUUGAUCGGAGAUUAUUGUUCGCAGUGAUAGUUUGGAUUUCAGUGUAAUUGUAAUUGAGAUUAUUGUAGUGUGUGAAUUGCAUUAUUGAAUAGUUUUUUUAAAGUAUUUUUAUGACUAGAAUUAUGUAGGGUAAAUGCACCAAUUAUUGACCAAUUAAGGUUUUCUUUUUGUGUACUAAGCUAUAAAAAAUCUAUUAACCUACUAAAAACAAUUUGUAAUGGAUUUUAUUAAA